AUGGCUGGCAGAAAUAAAUGCUUGGCCCUAGGAUUUCUUGCAUUUUUAUGGGCUGAUUUGGGUACUGAAGGCAAAGAAGAGGAAGAACAGACUUGCCGGUUGCUGGGCAAGUUUGAUUUGAAUGGAUAUGUAGAUGCCAAAAACCAUUCACUUGUUAUUGGAGGGCUGUUUCCUAUUCACUCCAGGACUAUCCCAGCAAAUGAAUCUAUUUUGGAGCCAGUAUCAGCAAAAUGUGAAGGGUUUAACUUUCGGGGAUUUCGUUGGAUGAAAACAAUGAUCCACACAAUCAAGGAGAUUAAUGAGAGGAAGGAUAUUUUGCCCAACAUCACUUUGGGCUAUCAGAUCUUUGACACCUGUUUCACCAUCUCCAAAUCAGUGGAAGCGGCUUUGGUCUUCCUUACAGGGCAGGAAGAAAAUAAGCCCAAUUUUAGAAACAGCACUGGAGCAUUUCUGGCAGGAAUUGUUGGAGCAGGUGGAUCAUCCUUAUCAGUUGCUGCUUCAAGGAUUCUAGGAUUGUAUUAUUUGCCUCAGGUGGGCUAUGCCUCUACCUGCUCAAUUCUUAGUGACAAAUAUCAGUUUCCUUCUUAUCUUCGCACAAUAGCCAGUGAUAAGAUCCAGUCGGAGGCCAUGGUAAGACUUAUCCAACACUUUGGUUGGGUCUGGAUAGGCACUAUAGCAGCUGAUGAUGAUUAUGGAAAAUAUGGAGUAAAAAUGUUUAAGGAAAAUAUGGAGAAUGCCAACCUCUGCAUCGCAUUCUCCGAAAUCAUUCCCAAAGUCUAUUCCUAUGAGAAAAUGCAAAAAGCUGUUGAUGCUAUAAAGACCUCCGCUGCCAGAGUCAUUGUGCUUUACGCAUCUGAUAUUGACCUCAGUCCUUUUGUGCUGGAAAUGGUUUACCACAACAUAACUGACAGAACGUGGAUAGCGAGCGAAGCGUGGAUUACCUCAGCCCUCAUUGCAAAGCCUGAAUAUUUUCCAUAUUUUGGUGGAAGUAUUGGAUUUGCAAUACCAAGAACUGAUAUACCAGGAUUAAAAGAAUUUCUUUAUGAUGUACAUCCCAGCAAAGAUCCAAAUGACGUCCUGACCAUCGAAUUCUGGCAAACUGCUUUUAACUGUACUUGGCCCAACAGCAGUGUUCCAUACAAUAGUGACCAUAGAGUGAAUAUGACUGGUAAAGAAGACAGACUACAUGCCAUGUCUGAUACAUUCUGUACUGGAGAAGAGCAGUUGGAAGAUCUUAAAAACACCUAUCUGGAUGUGUCUCAGCUAAGAAUUACAAACAAUGUCAAACAAGCUGUGUAUUCUAUGGCUUAUGCUCUGGAUGGUCUCAGUGCAUGUGAAGAAGGUCGUGGGCCGUAUGUUCCAGGAAACACCUGUGCAUACAUACCUGACUUUGAGCCUUGGCAGUUAAUGUACUAUUUGAAGACACUUAAGUUUACAACCCAUGAUGGAAGAAGAAUAGAGAUGGAUGAAAAUGGAGAUGUGACUGGUUACUAUGAUAUUCUAAAUUGGCAAUUAGAUGAUAAUGGAAAUAUUGCCUUUGUGAAGGUUGGAGAGUAUGUAUUCACAAAUUCUAUGUUUGAACUUGUGAUCACAAAGAAUACAGGAAUAUAUUGGAACACUGAAUCAUCAGAGUGUCCCCAUUCAGUGUGUACUGAUGUGUGUCCUCCCGGGACACGGAAGGGGAUUCGUCACGGGGAACCAAUAUGUUGCUUUGACUGCAUUCCAUGUGCUGAUGGAUAUGUGUCACAGGAACCAGGUCAAAGGGAGUGUGAACAAUGUGGUGAAGACUACUGGUCAAAUGCACAAAAGAGUGAGUGUGUGCUGAAAGAGGUGGAAUUCCUUGCUUAUGAUGAGCCCUUGGGAUUCACACUUGUCAUUCUCUCCAUCUUUGGGGCACUUGCAGUUGUAGCAGUCAUGGUUGUGUAUAUGAUGUACAGGCACACUCCCCUGGUGAACGCCAAUGACCGGGAACUGAGUUUUCUUAUUCAGCUUUCUCUUACCAUCACGCUGCUAUCAUCUAUGCUUUUCAUUGGCAGGCCAUACGACUGGUCCUGCAUGGCCCGCCAUGUCACUCUGGCACUGGGCUUUUCUCUUUGCCUAUCGUGCAUUCUUGGAAAGACCAUUUCACUGUUUUUAGCCUACAGAAUUUCCCAGUCCAAAACCCGACUUACAUCCAUGCGCCCCCUUUAUCGGAAAAUCAUUGUGCUAACCUCUGUUUUAGUCGAGAUUGGCAUAUGUGCAGCCUACUUGGUAUUGGAACCCCCGAGAGUAUACAAGAACAUGGAAUAUCAAAAUACAAAGAUCAUUCUGGAAUGUAAUGAAGGUUCCAUAGAGUUUUUGUGCUCAGUCUUUGGGAUUGAUAUCUUCCUAGCCUUGCUAUGCUUUCUUACAACCUUUGUGGCUCGCCAGUUGCCGGAUAAUUACUAUGAAGGAAAAUGUAUCACCUUUGGGUUGCUGGUCUUUUUCAUCGUCUGGAUCUCUUUUGUCCCUGCUUACUUGAGCACCAAGGGCAAGUUCAAAGUGGCUGUGGAAAUAUUUGCAAUCUUGGCAUCCAGCUAUGGUUUGUUGGGUUGUAUAUUUGCUCCCAAGUGCUUCAUUAUCUUGCUGAGGCCAAAGAGGAACACCGAUGAAAUUGUUGGUGGAAGAAUCUCCAGUAUAGAUAAGAGUAUCCAACUGACUUCAUCAUCUAUGAGCAGUGAGAUUAACAAUACUGUGGUGUCAACUGUUCUGGAUGAUUAG
Molecule: messenger RNA, 2739 nt
Organism: Lemur catta (Ring-tailed lemur)
Lineage: Eukaryota; Metazoa; Chordata; Mammalia; Primates; Lemuridae
Product: vomeronasal type-2 receptor 1-like
Exons: 6
Coding region: 1-2739 (912 amino acids)
Biological process (GO): G protein-coupled receptor signaling pathway
Cellular component (GO): membrane
Molecular function (GO): G protein-coupled receptor activity; olfactory receptor activity
Source: RefSeq, a predicted model, not a curated record